This is a messenger RNA of Pseudogymnoascus destructans, 871 nucleotides long. RefSeq lists its product as uncharacterized. The transcript has a single exon. Bases 154 to 669 code for a protein of 171 amino acids. NCBI's taxonomy places the organism in Eukaryota, Fungi, Ascomycota, Leotiomycetes, Thelebolales, Thelebolaceae. The record is from RefSeq and is a predicted model, not a curated record.
GUUUAGGGUGGACGACGACGGAGACAGGGUCGGGGAAUGGGGGAGGGGGGCAGAACAACAAUACUGGGAGCUCGGGAUGGACCACGGCGGAGACUGGAGGCGGAGGAUUUUCUGGGACGCUGAGAGCUGAAGGUGCGCCUGCUGAGGGGGGAGAUGUGCAUAUGGGGAGCUCGACAGCAGAUGGUUCGGGUGUGGGAGCGAGGUGGGGCGGUGCUCCGGAAAACGGUGGUGGUAAUGACAAUGGAGGCGGCUAUAAUAAUGGCAGCAACUACAACCAUGGUCACAACAACGAUUAUCGUCGCGGGCGGGGACGUGGAGGGAGAGGUGAGUGGUGGGGAGAUAGAGGAGGCAUCAGGGGUGGCAGAGGCGGCAGGGGAGGCAGGGGAGAUUGGGGUGUCAGAGGAGACAGAGGAGGCAGAGGAGGCAGAGGAGAUUUGGGUAUCAGAGGAGGCAGACGAGGAAAGGGCGGCAGAGGAGGCAGAGGGGCAUGGGGUGGUCAAGGAGACACUCACGAAGCGCCAAACACACAUAGCUCGUCGGGUUGGGGCGAAACGGGCAAUAACUCUACAAAUCAAACCGGAUGGGGACAAGGCACAGAGACGCAUAUCACGGCAAACACAGAUGCAUCGUCGGCCUGGGGAGGGACAAGCACCAAUGCCGUGGGAAUAAAUAAUAGCACCGAAAGCCGGGGCAACGAUGGGGAUGCCAACAGUGGCUGGGGCGUCAACAAUAGCGUUCCUCAGACGGUAUGGACUAGCACUGAGAUUGAGAGGAAUAAACGCCCCCCAGAUCAGAGUGCAGGCAACGCAGCGAAGAAAUUGAAGUCCUACGUCCUCCACGAGCUGGAGCAGGUGCGCCGGCGGGUCGAGGA